CGAUCUCAUCUCCCGAUCCAAAAACCAUGGAAGAGGUUGAAGAAGAAGUAAAACGAAUCGUCGAACAAGUUAAAGAGCUUCACGACUCUUCCACAUCAUUCGUUUCUUCUUCUUCUCAAGAAGAGCUCUCUCUCCGUAACAGAGCCUCCGUCGUUGACUCAUCAAUCCGUCGUCUUCAUUCUACUCUUGCCUCCGACAAACAUCUCGAUCCCAAGCUUUUCGAAAAGCUUGAAGAGGAUCUACAACGAGCUAAAUGCAUGCUUGCAGAUGGUGACACUUCAUCGUUUCUUCCCUCUAAACCUCAAGGACGUUUUGUGAGAAUGUUUUUGGGACCUGUGAAUGUUCGAGCUUCACGGAAAGAUAUACAGCUUAAAGUUAAAGAAGAGUACAAUAGCUACAGAGAUAGAACAGCUCUUCUUUUUCUUGUUUUCCCUGCAAUACUUUUGACACUAAGAUCUUAUGUGUGGGAUGGAUGUUUGCCUGCAUUCCCUGUUCAGCUCUACCAGGCUUGGCUUCUGUUCCUUUAUGCUGGUUUGGUUAUGCGAGAGAACAUUUUGAGAGCCAACGGGAGUGAUAUCCGUUCAUGGUGGAUUUUUCAUCAUUAUUUUGCCAUGGCUAUGUCCCUUGUCAGUCUCACUUGGGAAAUCAAAGGUCAACCAAACUGUGUUCAGAAGCAGAAAGGAGUGCGUCUUUUCCUCCAAUGGGCUAUGAUGCAAGGUGUUGCAAUGCUUCUGCAAAAUAGAUAUCAGCGCCAAAGAUUAUACACUCGCAUUGCACUAGGAAAGGCUAAAAGGAUGGACGUCGUAUGGGGAGAAACAGCUGGAGUAGAUGGGCAACUAUUGCUAUUAUUUCCUAUUUUGUUCACUUUACAGGGCUUUGAAGCAUAUGUGGGACUGCAGUUGCUUAGGACUGUGUUGACGGGUGUAGUCGCUGAAUGGCAGGUAUUGGUUUGUGGCAUUCUUCUGGUAGUGAUGGCCAUUGGAAACUUCAUAAACACAGUAGAGACAUUGAUGGUGAAGUCGAGAUUCAAGGCGAAGAUGAAGAGAAGUAAAAGCAGAGCAGAACUUGAUUAAACUUCCUAACUUAUAUAACUACAGCUUCAUAGUUUCAAACUGUGGAUCUUUCUCCACAUAUUAUUUGCUUUACUUGAUAAAUUUUGUUUUCUUGGGGCAAAAGUGACCUAAAAUUCUGAAAAAAAAAUCAGGGAGUGCCCUUUCUUUGUGUAAAUGGAAGUUGGGAUUUGAUAGUUUGAUUGAUUAAACUGUGUUUUGUAAA
Messenger RNA from Arabidopsis arenosa, 1275 nucleotides. Lineage: Eukaryota; Viridiplantae; Streptophyta; Magnoliopsida; Brassicales; Brassicaceae. The record is from the annotation of a GenBank genome assembly.